Messenger RNA from Paramuricea clavata, 6399 nucleotides. The record is from the annotation of a GenBank genome assembly. NCBI's taxonomy places the organism in Eukaryota, Metazoa, Cnidaria, Anthozoa, Malacalcyonacea, Plexauridae.
CCCUGCCACACAUCAGCAAACAUUAUCAAACAUGUUCAAACAUAUCCACGAUGUCAAUGUUAUUGAUCCAAUGUGUUUUUAGAAAUUCUGCACAAUAACAGGAAAUGAGCAUCAUUCUUGUGAUGUAACUUGAAACACAGAUCACGUGAUGUAUUGUUAUUGAAUGCUGUGUUUACAAAUUACGUAGUUUAAAUGGGGAAUUUAAAUGCCGUGAUCGAUUGAAGGCAAAUGAAACUGAAAUAAAGCGAUCGGGAAAAUUUUAAACAGCAGCGACAUCCGUUAAAAAUCUGUUGCAUGGGAAAUCGAGAUUGGAAUAUUUUCAUUUGAGGUAAGAAUGGACUUAAUUUAUAGGUGCAUGUCUGCCACGCAUUAAUAUUGAACUGACGCCUGUGACCAAAACUGCGCGCCCGAUAUUCUUGGUUGCGCGAGGCAAACUUUCCACAAUGACAUUAGGCAGAAAAUAUAUUAAAUAUGAAAUAAUAGAUAAUAAACGAGAUUAACUCGUGCAAGGCAGUAGAACUGGUAUAAGGGAACAAGUUUGCAAAAACUGAAUGAAAUUUGUGAAAGUCUAGUUACACAGCAUUUUUAAUAUAUUUAUAUUAAAACCAUAACAAUUUGACGUCAAAAGUUUAAAUUCAAUAUUCCAGCCGAGUACUCUUCAAUAUCCUGUCAUAUCAUGCAUCCUUAUAGCAUUAUCAGUUGCAUUUUAUAAUGUAGGUAAACGACAAAUGCGUUUUUUUAUUUCUACCUUUUUAAUUCUGAAUUUUAACAAAAUGUCAAAUGAUUUGUAUUUACAAUUACAUAUACGUACGUUCGUAAUAAGAACGGCUGGUGUUAUGUUACGUACUUCCGAAUCAAAACAACUCCUUAGUUAGUGCGUCAAAGGCUGGAAGACAAAAAUAUUCGUCGGUUCAAAACUAGACGCAUUAUAACGUCUUUUAAGAAAUAAAUAAUGCCUCUUGGGAGGCAUUUCACAUGAUUUUGUGUAGUACGUCUACGCUCUACGUUAGCAUGAUUUAUUUUAAGAAUAUAUUAUAGGGAAUUUAAUUAAGCUUGACGUUUCCGGGAACGGCGAACGACAGGUUCGAACUUUCUUGGCAAAAUUUUUGUUGAACGUUUUCGUUUCGUAUUUUCUUUCUUGUGCCAAAAUAAUAAUCAUGCAUUGCAGUUUUAAAACAUCAGGUUCAUUUACUCUAUAUUGCCUGAUACCGCAUUUCUUUUCUUUGCCUGGCGUUUGCUGUAUAACUCGAAGCGUAAACUCUCUAAUGACCUAGUGACCAGUGUCUCGGUUCAAUCACGCAAAGAUAUAUACAUGCAGGGGCCGGUUGUACGAAAGGUGGAUAAAUCACUCUAUCCGGUGGAUAAUUAAGUCGCUAUCCAGCGGAUAAAUUUUAUCCGCAGUGAAAAUCGUGUUGUACGAAGCUUGGCCGAUAGCGCUAGGCUGCUAGCCAACGGAUAAAAAUGCACUAUCCGUUGGAUAAAUUUAUCCGAGGUCCGGAGGUAGUUUAAAUCCACUAUCCGGCGGAUAUAAACUCGACGUUUGAAGACAAAACAAUGUGUGUGUCAUAUAAAAGGGAUUGCCAUUGUGAUAGAAAUGGACAAAUACCGUUUAGAAGUUCUUUUUUUGACACUAAAUAAACAUGGAAACUUACUUUGCUCUUGACGUACACCGAGCUCACUUACCCAUUAUAUAAUGCCAUGGCUUUGCAAUAGCUUGAAAACAAGCGAUAAAACUUUAAAACAAACAUUGACUUCCUUUCGACGAGGUUAGUGAAAUUCACAGUAAGUUAUACGAUCAACAGCUGGCGUAGAGAUAAGAAAUUUCAGAAAAUCCGGUUUUUUCCGGUUAAAUUAAUUUAAGGUUAUCCGAUGGAUAGCUAUCCAUCCUGCUAUCCGUGCUUCGUACAACGCAUUUUUAUAUAUAUUCGGCAGAUAGCUAUCCAUUGGAUAGGACAUUUAACCAUUGGAUAGGACAUUUAACCAUUGGAUAGGAAUUAUCCUACAGCCGACCCCAGCUAGUACUAUAUAUACAUUAUUUAUACUGCGAAGAAUGAAGAUAAACGAAACAUUACUUUGCCAAAUUAAAAUUGUACUCGGUGCGUCAAAGGCUAAAAAGGAAAAAAGUCCUCAAAAGUAGGCACAUUAUAACAUCUGCAUGUAUCAUGCUGUCAGUCAAAGUUUUCGCGGGGAGGGGGGGGGUUAGUGUUUCGCAUAUUUUGUAUCAAAAUGCACCAUGUCUACGGCUGUCUACGCAAUAUAAUUAAAUCAGCAAGUUUAUAAAUGUUACCUACUGACUACGAAAAUAUACAAACGAAUACUUUAGGGAAGCUAUAUGUUGUAAUAUUCAGGAUCUGAAUUUAAUCACACAAAAAGCCGAUCAUUACUUACCGUACUUACUUUACUACUUUCAGAUUUAUUUAGCCACGCUGAUCAUACACAACAUAGCCUAGGCCCUGGUUGUAAAAUACAAUCUGUUGAUUUUCAGAUGGGGCGUGUUAUAUACUUACAAACUAUUUUAACUCACAUCCUAAGUCUCUGCUAGCCUAUAGAGUAUAGUGGACAUGCUGCGUUUAAAUUGGUAAAGCGAAGAUGUCUUUUUCGCCUCAGAAGGAAGAUUAUUCCCCAUCAUUGCACCACUAGUAUACUUAAAACCCCGUUUAAGAUAGUUUGUUUUAGGUUUUGGAAGUGCUAGAUCAAUAAUCAGUACAGUAAAUCCCCGCAUAAAAGAACCAGUGGGUUAAGAACCACCAGCCUAAAAUUUGGGCAAUUAAGCACCCAAAAUACAAGAACCACUUCAGGCUGACAAAUGAAACUGGUUCUUAAACACCUGAUUAAACUUUUAGCUGAAUUAGUAAGCAGGUACUAGGAAGAAAACAAAAUACUGUAAUCUUGCUAGCAGGAAUUAUAUCAAUUUUUUCUGUGUUGAUGUUGUGUACUCAGGUGAAUAAUAUGUUUGCGAUGUUACUCUGAGUGCAUAUCCACACCGGGCGAGCUUGAAAAAUAUGCCCGGCCACGGUGGGAUUCGAACCUACGACCUUUGGAAUACUAGCCCAAUGCUCUUCCAACUGAGCUACGCGGUCAGGACGGUUCGAGUAAGUGAUAUUUCGGAACAGUAUCUAGUUCCUUCAAUACCAAUGUGUUCUAGUAAUAUGAAUUCAUACUCUAGAACACAUUGGUAUUGAAGGAACUAGAUACUGUUCCGAAAUAUCACUUACUCGAACCGUCCAGACCGCGUAGCUCAGUUGGAAGAGCAUUGGGCUAGUAUUCCAAAGGUCGUAUAGGUUCGAAUCCCACCGUGGCCGGGCAUAUUUUUCAAGCUCGCCCGGUGUGGAUAUGCACUCAGAGUAACAUCGCAAACAUAGGAAUUAUAUCUUUCAACCACAUCAUGCAUGCAUUUAUUUUAUCAGAAUAAUUAGGACAGUUCGCCAAAUUAAAACGUCGAAGGCGAAUAAUUUCCCCGCAACUACGCUCUUCUUAAUAAAUCAGUAUAAAAAAUAGUACAUGUAUUUAGAUUAACUUGAUAUUUGAUUUGGUGAAAUUGUAAUUUUUUGUUGAACUGUUCUAGAUUGUUAAAGAUAAAAACCGAUAGAUACAGUUCCUUGAUUGUAGAACCAGCGUGUGCGAACUUCCCUGACCGUGCCUGUGUGGGUAAAAAUGUGUCAUAGUUCACAUUUCACGUGAACAAAUAUUGGCAAUUUAACGGCUCACGAAAAUAUUCUUGAACCUCCUGUACCACCCUCACUGUAUAGAUUGGUAUGAAUAUUGGUUGGCAUAAUUAAACAUGGUAGUUACGCUUAUAGGGCUAUUGAUCAAUUUUUUAUCUGAUUUUAAAAUUCUUCAGUUGAAAAUUUCUGGGUGUAUUUGCAUAAACCUAUGGCCCGAACAAUGAGUGACUGGCCAUCAUGGUAGCAGUGAAAACAGUGGCAACUAUAAUUUAUGAUCUUAUUAAAACUAUAAGCUUUAAUAUUAAGUAUAAAAUGAAAAAAUACGAAUUUCACUAUUUGGUUUAUAUGCAAAUGAGCUAUUUUCUUUUCUUUCAUGUCCACCGUUGCUAAUUUGAAUCGUCAUUUUUAGGAUACUCAUUGAAAUUGAUGGAAAAAUUCAAUGGACAAUGCUCUUCCACAAUGGAAUGCCAUGAUUUAAGUGGUUCCUAUCUGUGUCACCUUCCGAAACCACAACAAAAUGAGGUUAUUGACAAGUCAGAAAAUAAUGCUGACGAAGCAGAUCUGCAGUAUCACGAAGCCAUUCUAUUUCGCAAGCCAGCGAAAGUAAUUUAUACACCUAACAGGUCCCACGAAGUAAUUAAAGCGAAUCUUAUACACUUCGAGGACAAUGGCAAUUUUAAAGAGUUCGAUAUAUAUUCUAACAACAUGUUGGCAAUAUAUCGUGAAAAGGGGAAUUUUGAUAUUGUAGCGGAUGUAAAAAUAGAACAAGCAAAAUGUGCCAUAUAUAGAAACGAUUUGAAUGCCGCCCAACGUCUUGCGCGCGAAGGCCACGAACUUGCGGGACACACGCAGUUUCCCCCACUUUUCUACGCAGAAGCUUUUCUCGUAUUGAGCAACAUUUCAAGAAAUAAACAUAAAUUAGGAAACACAAAAAAAUACCUUGAUCAAGCUAAGCAAUGUUUCCAGUUAGUUUACAGUAUCGAAAGCCUUGCCUGUUUCCAUGAACAAUACGGCAGCUAUCUCGACCAAUUUCUAGGAAUUUUACCCAAAUCGGACGAACAGGCAAAAGAACUCGCUUUAACCAGUUUCCAUAAAAUGAGUGAAAUCGGUUCGCAGGAUUCGAAACCGCGCGUGAGUGAUAAAAAAUGUUUUUACGCAUUGUUAAGAAUUGCAAGGAUCCUGUUAGAUUCGAAUUCAUUGUUUGGACGUACACAACGGACAGUGUCAGAAAGCGACAUUCGCCUCGCCGAUAAGUACCUGGAGACUAUAAAGCGUAAUCGGCUCCUUGACAGUAUACCACGUGGGUCUAAAAUUCAGUACCAGAUCGUCGUAAGCGAUAUGUGUUACAGAAAAGGAACAUUUGAGGAUGCGAAAGAAUUGCUAAAGAAAAGUUUUGAUGAGGCAGAUGCGUUGGGAUAUAAAACGGAGUUGCCAAAAAUCACACAGGUAGUACUGUCGUUUACAUCUAAGACCGAACAGUUGCAGAUAAAAGCAUUUUAUGCCAUCAAUGUUUGCAACAAGCAUUAUUAGGUUUCAUCAUAAAAUUAGGUCAGCCUAUAUCAGCAUGCACAUGCUAGUAAAACGUGAUUGGUUGAUGAGAUCGAAACCUAUGCAAAUUUGCUUGACAAAAACUGAUGUUUUGCAUGAGAGUGAGUAUUUAGUCUAGAUCCAGGGCAUGUAACUUAAUCAGGGACGCCCAAGAGAGGUACGCGGGAGGGGAGGCAUCGCCUCUUUAGCCCUUUUCCAAGGUGCUAUAGGGAAAUAUUUGAGAUGUUUUUAAAAAAUCAUUACAAAAUUAUUACGCUUAAAUCGCGAAUCAAGAUACAGUUCAAUUUUUAGGGAAAAAUGUAGAUCACUUUUCUCAUAGGCGUGAAUUUGAUUACGAAAUCUCUAAUUUUGGUGGUUGCUAAAGGUUGUUACCACGACAUUUCCAAAAACUAUUGUCGACGGGGAGGAGGGAAUUAUGCAUGGCGUAUUAACGUUAUGUUUGGUGGGAAAUAGUAAAUAAAGGGUUACACACUUGUCAUUGAAAAUUAUCAGGUUUGUUUUACUUUUCAGCGUUUACAAGAAAUCGAACAUCUCACAGAUGCGGAGAAAAUUAAUGUCGUGGAAGAUAACUUAGUUGAGGAGGAAAGUAGCAGUGGUUAUGACAGUGAAACAUCGCAAAGUGAUCUAUUCACUUCAGAGUAUUUGUAAAGCCCAUACUGAUGAAUAUACUCCUGUGACAAUCUUUCCUUCACAAGAAAAAUUUUAUUUGCUCUUGCGGUCAGGCAACAAAGUGACAAGUUUUCGUUCACUAGUCUACUUGACUGUGCAAAAAGAUGAUCAAACUAGACGAGUGCUCUGCCGACAAGAAUUUUUCUUGCAUCUUAAAUGUUAUUCAUUUCUUGAACUACUAUAUUUUUUUUUUUUUUUUUUUUGACAGUGCAACAUUAACUUUAUUAACUUUUUUUUUUCCACAAAAUAUAUACAAGUAGUAAAAAAAUAAUUACAGUAGUAUAAUGGGCUAGGGACCUUUGGAAAUCCUAUUGGACUUUUAUAGUAAGGCCCCUAGUUUUAGUAUUCUAGUGAUAAAAGACUAUGAAAGAAGAAAUUAUAUACAAGCAGAAACUAUUUAUAACAAAUUGAAAGAUGAAAAAAAAACUAAGAAAUAAAAUAGUACAUUACUAUCAUUAGUGUUCCUAAGGCUAUUGCUAAGGUUUUUAUAAUUUAUUUACAUUAAUUAGAUAAUAAG